AUGAGUUUCCAAACACAUCACAGAGGUACAAAAUAUCAUCUGGGUGGAUCAUCAUCGCCUUCUUCACCAUCAACACAUUCUCCAAAUAGUGGAUCCCUUUUCACUGCAAAUAUUACAACUCCAAAUUCUUCAUCUCCAAUUGUAUUUAAUUCAUCAUAUAGUGCAGAUUCAUUGGAAGAGGGUAGACAUGAAUUUUCCAAUAACAUCAACUCAGCAUCCUCAACCUCCAAUCCUACAACAACAACAUCAUCUAAAAACUAUACGUAUACCAAUCCUAAACUUCCUAAGAAUCAGCAACAACAAAAACGUUUUCUAGUCAAUAUUUUAAUAUGUUUAGCCAUUGUGAUUGUUACAUUUGUUUUGGGUUAUCUUGUCUACAGUAAAUUAUUUAAUAGCAAUAAUGGCGCCAAAUUGAAAGGCUACGGAAGAGAAAACAAUGACCCAACCCGAUACACCAACAAUAAUGAUCAGGCUUUAGAGAGGGUUCGUUCAAGGGAGAAUAAGAGUAAAAAUCUCAAGUACACUUCCGAAGAUGAUGAGCAGAAUGAAACCUAUGAUAGUAAGAGAGCAGAACAGAGAAGAACACCACGUAGAGGAUCUAAGGAGGAGAAUGAUGUUAUCAGAGAAGGUGAAUCAAAGACAACUAUUGUACAUGAGGAUUAUACUACCUAUUCAUCACCAACUGAAAAGUUUAUGUGGCGUGGUAUGUUUGGUGAGAGAAUGGUUACUCUCUCCGAUUGUCCUGUUCCAUUCAGAAGUAAGAAUGGGAAAUUACUCAAGAAGGUUGCAAAUACUAUUUACACCUAUUUAACUCAACCGAUUGGAUCUGAAAAUUAUGAAGAAGUGAUUAAUGCUGAAAAAAUUACUGAAAGUGAAAAUUUGCAAAUUGACUGGGCAUCUACUUUAAUUAGUACUGCUCCAGAUUGUACUUCUAGUGCUCUCUUAAAUAAGAGAAGUGAUAGUGAAUUUCUCAUAUUUUGUGAAAAUGCAAAAUCCGAACCAUUCUUAGCUCUUAGUCGUGAUUCAAAUGGUGAUGGAACUGCCACUUCACCAAGUGCCUUUGUUAACAUUAAGGAAAAGAAAUUGGAUUCUUUAACAUUUGAACCAACCAAGAAGGUAAUCAAAUUAUCCAAGGAUCAAAUUAAGGAUACUGAAAUUAUUGUUGCCAAAUGCAGCAAGGGUUCCGAUAAAGCAAAGAAGACUUCAAGAGAUAUUGUAACUCGUGUUGCUUUCAAUCCUGAGCUUAAGAAAGCUGCAGAAGAAACCUAUACUAAACGUGUUAAAAAAUUGGAAGAAACUGACAAGACUUUGAAGGAUCAAUCUAAGAAACCAAAACAUGAAUAUCAUCAAUUUGCUGCCAAUAUUGAAUAUGAAUACGAAAUGAUGCACCCAGUUAAUAUUUUGAAUAUUAUUCUUGAUGGAACCUCUAGAAGUAAUUUCAUUAGAGAACUCCCAAGAACUGUUAAUGUUCUUGAAGAAAUUGAAUUGGACCAAAAACGAACCAUGUUUAAAAAACCAAGCAAGCAUAGAGUUUUCCAAUUUUUCAGAUACAAUACUGUUGGACAUAGUUCAAGAGAAAACAUUUUCGCACUCGAAAAUGGCUUAAAGAUUUCUCCUGCCUUUAUGAAGAAUUACUUUGAAGAAACAUCUGGAAACUUUGAAAAGGAUGAACCAGCAAGACAACAAAAACUCUUGACUGAAACCUUAAUUGGAGCCAAAGAAGGGGAUUCAAGCAAGUUAAUUACUCACAACAUUUGGAAUAUUGCCAAACAAUUGGGUUACGUUACAAUGUUCACAUCAAGUGAAUGUCCUUACAUCAAGGUUAAGGAUCCAAAUAAGAAGAAACUCAUGGACACAUCUUCACAUCUCUUCAAUGCUUGGCAUCGUGCUGAUCACAACUUGCUCUCAUUAGCUUGUGAAAAGCAUUUAUUCAAGUCUUCAAAUAACAGAAAAUGUUUAGGAUCAAAGGACUUGUUCGAGCACAUGUUCGACUACACUACAGACUUCUUUGCAAAGUAUCCUGGAACUGCCCGUUUUGCCACUAUUCACUUUGAAGAGUCAAAACAUAUUAGAAGUCGUACAUUAAUGAAUGCUCUUGAUAUUUCAUUGGCUAGAUUCAUUGUUGAUAUUACCAAAGAACAUCCACACACUCUGAUUGUACUUUCCAGUGGUAAUGGUAUUUCACAUGGACCAUUCUAUGUUACUGAUGUAGGCCAAAAGGAACACCAACUUCCUCUUUUGAAUUUAGUUGUUCCAGAACAUUUACAAUUGAGACAUAAGGAUAUUUUCACUAAUUUGGCUCGUAAUCAACAACAAUUAGUGACACCAUUCGAUCUCUAUGCCUCACUUGCUCAUUUUAUGCUCUUCCCUCAAGUUGAGCUUCCAGCUCACUAUAGUUUGAUUCAUCAUGUGAGUACUGAACAAGAAGAAAAGGAAGAGAAGGAUGAGUAUGAAGCCCUUGCUAAAUCUAUCUUACAGCCAAUCCACAAUCCAAGAUUCUGUAAACAUGCUGGAGUUGAUCCAAGAUGGUGUUCUUGUAACAAGUAUGAAACGCUUGAUUUCAAUACUCAACCAUACUCUGCUAUUGUUUCUACGAUUGUGAAAUCUGCUGUAUCCUAUGUCAACAAGAUUGUAAAACCACAUAAGGAAACUUGUCUUCCAAUUGAAUCCAAAUCUGUCCUCAAAGCUAGCAGAAUUACCUUACAAUUACCUGAGGAAUCAGAGGGAAGAACAGUAAGCGCCUACACUUCUGUUUUGUUUACUACUCAAACAGAUGACGUUUUUGAAGCAGAUUAUUCAAUGACAUCAGAAAGAACACUGGACAAAUUAAUUGCUGUUCGUCGUGUUUCUCUCGUUGAACAUCAUGAUGAAUCAGUCAGAAAUAGAGAAACUGUAAUUUGCGAUAAGGUUAAAGGAUUUGAAACCAAUCCAGAUCUCUGUAUUUGCAGACAAGACUAA
Molecule: messenger RNA, 2958 nt
Organism: Naegleria gruberi
Lineage: Eukaryota; Heterolobosea; Eutetramitea; Acrasida; Naegleriidae
Exons: 1
Coding region: 1-2958 (985 amino acids)
Source: RefSeq, a predicted model, not a curated record